Aspergillus niger is the source of this 978-nucleotide messenger RNA. RefSeq lists its product as uncharacterized. The transcript has 5 exons. The record is from RefSeq and is a predicted model, not a curated record. Bases 1 to 978 code for a protein of 325 amino acids. Gene Ontology annotation, cellular component: mitochondrial envelope. NCBI's taxonomy places the organism in Eukaryota, Fungi, Ascomycota, Eurotiomycetes, Eurotiales, Aspergillaceae. Gene Ontology annotation, molecular function: O-acyl-L-carnitine transmembrane transporter activity. Gene Ontology annotation, biological process: mitochondrial transport; carnitine transmembrane transport.
AUGACCGCUUCUCCCUCCGCCGCUGAAUCAAUUCCAGAGGAAAUCAGAGCUCCGGAGCCUAAGCCCAUCAAUCAGACUAUUGCUCAGAUUCGCUCGCUCGCUGCUGGGGCUGCCGGUGGUGUGUGCGCCGUUGUUGUCGGACAUCCUUUCGAUCUGGUGAAGGUGCGCCUGCAGACUGCAGAGAAGGGCGUUUACUCUGGUGCCAUCGAUGUCGUGAAGAGGACUGUGGCCCGGGAGGGUCUCGCUCGAGGACUAUACGCAGGUGUCUCUGCUCCCCUGGUGGGAGUCACGCCAAUGUUCGCUGUCAGUUUCUGGGGUUAUGAUGUCGGUAAAACCCUCGUCGGCAAAAUGUCUGAAGUUCGCGUGGAGAGCAACACCCCUCAAUACACCAUUGGCCAGAUUUCAGCUGCUGGUUUCUUCUCUGCCAUUCCCAUGACCUUGAUCACGGCACCCUUCGAGCGCGUCAAAGUGCUCCUUCAGAUCCAGGGUCAGAACCCCCCGCCCCCGGGCCAGAAGCCCAAGUACUCUGGCGGUUUGGAUGUGGUUCGGCAGCUAUACCAGGAGGGUGGUAUUCGCAGUGUGUUCCGUGGCAGUGCAAUGACCCUCGCUCGUGACGGCCCUGGCUCUGCUGCGUACUUCGCCGCCUACGAGUAUAUCAAGCGCACUUUGACUCCCAAGGAUGCGCAAGGCAAUGUCACUGGCGAGCUAUCCAUGCCAGCCGUCCUGGCUGCCGGUGGUGCUGCUGGUAUUGCCAUGUGGAUUCCUGUCUUCCCCGUUGAUACCAUCAAGUCCCGGUUGCAGAGCGCGCCUGGUCGUCCCACGAUCGGCGGCACGAUUCGCACCGUUUACGCCAACGGUGGCUUUAAGGCUUUCUUUCCCGGAUUUGGUCCUGCUUUGGCAAGAGCUGUUCCUGCCAAUGCUGCAACUUUUGCGGGUGUUGAGCUGGCUCAUCAGUUCAUGACAAAGCUCUUCGACUAA